GGAAGGAAAACACACGAGGAGAGAAAUACAUACCUCGAUUUGCUUCCUCAUGGCGAAGCCUCGCAAGCCCAAGAAUGAAGAUCCCAAGCCCGAAAACUCUGGCGCUUUAGUUCACCACCAAAAGCUUUGCCUCUCCAUCGACAUGGACAAACGCCUAGUCUACGGGUAUACUGAAUUGGAAAUUGCGGUGCCGGAGAUUGGGAUCGUUGGGUUGCACGCGGAGAAUUUAGGGAUUGAAAGUGUUUGGGUUGAUGGUGAGCCCACGGAGUUUGAGUAUUACCCGCAUCAUCAUCAGCAGCAGCAGCAGUUGGAGGAUGAAAAGAGAUGGAGCUCGGUGUGCUCUCCUAGCUCUGCUGCUGAUGCUGCUGUCUCAGUUUACUUGUCAUCUCUCGAGAAAGAACUGGUGCCUAAUUUACUCAUUAAUUGCUGUAAACCUUUUAAGGUUGAAAGUGAACAGCAGGAGCAACCUGUUUCUGAAAAUGGGUUUCAUUCUUCUGCCGAGCCCAAGCAGAAUGUGAGAUUUGUUCGUAUUGACUAUUGGAUAGAGAAGGCAGAGACAGGAAUCCACUUCAAAGAUAAUUUUCUUCAUACUGAUAACCAGAUAAGGAGAGCAAGGUGUUGGUUCCCUUGUAUCGAUGACAAUUCACAACGAUGCUGCUAUGACCUGGAGUUCACUGUAGCACACAAUCUUGUGGCUGUUAGUACUGGAAGCUUGCUGUAUCAGGUCUUAAGCAAGGACAAUCCUCCUCGGAAAACAUAUGUUUAUAAAUUGGAUGUUCCUGUUGCUGCAAGGUGGAUAUCUUUGGCUGUUGCCCCAUUUGAAAUUCUUCCUGAUCACCAAUUUAGUCUCAUAUCACACAUGUGUUUGCUACCUAAUCUGUCAAAGAUGCGGAAUACAGUGGAAUUUUUCCAUAGUACCUUCAGCUGCUAUAAGGAAUACCUUUCUGUAGACUUCCCAUUUGACUCAUAUAAGCAAAUUUUCAUAGAGCCAGAGAUGGCAGUUUCAUCUUUGAGUUCUGGAGCCUCUAUGAGUAUAUUUAGUUCUCAAGUUUUGUUUGAUGAGAAGGUUAUUGAUCAGACUAUUGAUACAAGGAUAAAAUUAGCAUAUGCCCUUGCAAGACAGUGGUUUGGUGUGUAUAUCACUCCUGAGGCACCAACUGAUGAGUGGCUCUUGGAUGGGCUUGCUGGUUUCUUGACAGAUUUUUUCAUUAAGAAAUGUUUGGGAAAUAAUGAGGCACGGUACCGGAGAUACAAGGCAAAUUGUGCCGUUUGCAAAGUUGAUAAUGAUGGAGCAACAGCUUUGAGCUGCUCAGCUUCGUGUAAGGAUUUAUAUGGAACACAGUGCAUUGGUUUGUAUGGAAAAAUAAGAUCAUGGAAGUCUGUGGCAGUUCUUCAGAUGUUGGAAAAGCAGAUGGGUCCCGAAUCUUUCCGCAAAAUUUUGCAAACUAUAGUUUCUCGGGCUCAAGACAAAACACGGUCCAUGAAAACUCUUAGUACUAAGGAGUUUCGACAUUUUGCUAAUAAGGUUGGAAAUCUUGAACGUCCAUUUCUUAAAGAUUUCUUCCCUCGGUGGGUCGGUUCAUGUGGAUGUCCUGUUUUAAGGAUGGGGUUUUCUUAUAACAAAAGGAAGAAUAUGGUUGAAUUGGCUGUGUUGCGGGGAUGCACAGCGUUGCAGACUUCAAGUACAUCCAUUCUUGAUAUUAAUCCUGAUACUGAAAAUCGAGAUGGAGAUAGUGGAUGGCCUGGUAUGAUGAGUAUCAGGGUAUAUGAACUUGAUGGUAUGUAUGAUCAUCCAAUUUUACCGAUGGCUGGAGAAGCAUGGCAACUGUUGGAAAUACAAUGCCACUCAAAACUUGCUGCUAGACGCUUUCAAAAGCCUAAGAAAGGUGUAAAACUUGAUGGCUCUGAUGAUAAUGGUGAUGUACCUUCCUUGGAUAUGCGCUCCAGCAGUACUGAGUCCCCUUUAUUAUGGAUCAGAGCAGAUCCUGACAUGGAGUACCUUGCUGAGGUUCAUUUUAAUCAACCAGUUCAGAUGUGGAUUAAUCAAUUAGAGAAGGACAAAGAUGUUAUUGCUCAGGCACAAGCAAUUGCAGCCCUUGAGGCAUCACCCCAGCUAUCAUUUUCUGUCGUGAAUGCCCUAAACAAUUUUCUAAGUGACUCCAAGGCUUUUUGGAGAGUAAGAAUUGAAGCAGCAUUUGCACUGGCAAGUUCAGCAUCUGAGGAGACGGAUUUUUCUGGUCUUCUCCAUUUGGUGAAAUUUUACAAGAAUCGAAGGUUUGAUCCUGACAUUGGACUUCCAAAGCCAAAUGAUUUCCAUGAUUUUGCUGAGUAUUUUGUUCUUGAGGCCAUUCCACAUGCUGUAGCUAUGGUCAGAUCCGCUGACAAGAAAAGCCCAAGAGAGGCUAUCGAGUUUGUUUUACAGCUAUUAAAGUACAACGACAACAACGGGAACCCUUACUCAGAUGUCUUCUGGCUUGCUGCGUUGGUCCAGUCAGUUGGAGAGCUUGAGUUUGGGCAACAGAGUAUUCUGCUAUUGUCAUCACUCCUCAAACGCAUUGACAGGCUUUUACAAUUUGAUAGUCUCAUGCCAAGCUACAAUGGAAUAUUGACUAUUAGUUGUAUCCGGACAUUGACUCAGAUUGCUCUUAAGCUUUCAGGGUUCAUUCCUCUUGAUCGUGUAUAUGAACUUGUAAUGCCUUUUCGGAACCUAAAGGCAAUGUGGCAGGUUCGAAUUGAAGCAAGCAGAGCACUCCUUGAUCUUGAAUUCCAUUCCAAGGGCAUUGAUGCAGCAUUGCUUUUAUUUAUCAAAUAUGUAGUGGAGGAGCCUUCCUUAAGAGGGCAAUUGAAACUGGCCACCCAUGUGAUGAGGCUAUGUCAGAUGAGAGAUGGAUUGAGUUCAAAUGAUGAAAUCACAAGCCAGACUUUUGUCGCUCUGCUCAGUUUACUGGAAGGGCGUAUGGCAUUUAAUAAUGUCUUUCUCCGGCACUACCUGUUCUGCAUAUUACAAACUAUUGCAGGAAGACCCCCAACUCUCCAUGGGAUUUCUAGAGAAAAUAGAGCGUUGCAUAUGAGUCUUCCAGAAGCUUGCAACUACCAGAGGAACAUAUUUGUUCUUGAUUCAGAAAGUAAACCUUUGGAACUGCCAAACUCUACCCAAAACCUUACACAAGAUUUGGCCAUGACUGAGGGUUUGAGGGAUGCGCUUGACGAAGCUACUAAGGACCCACCUUGUGAAGCUCCCGAUCAAGCGCAAGCUGAAGCUCUAAAUGAAGUGCCCCUUGAGACUCCCAAAGAGGUAUUUCCAGUACUUCCCGGGGAAGCACCAAUUGAAGCUCCCAAUGAAGUUUCCAAGGAAGCUGAUACUGUAUCCCAUAGCCAUGAACGAAAGAGGCCAAUUAAAAUCAAGGUUAAACAAUCUUCUGCGACCAGUAGGGCUGAUACUGAUAACCAAAUGAUUGAACGUUCUUUAGGUGGUCGUAAUGAAAUGGAUCACGGAGCUACCAGUUCAGUUUCAGUAGAUGCACCCCAGAGGAAUUUUGCCGAGACUCUUAGCAUUGGUAAUCACAAUAUUGAAGAAGUUAAUUCUUGGCACAAUCAUGGUUCUCGCAUGACGGACAGUAUUGGUAGUGCAAAGUUUUUGAGUGAUGGUGAUGAAUUGGUCAAAGAACUCCAAUGCACUGCUGAUUCAAGUGUAGUUUAUUCACAACCUCAACCGGAGGACCCGUCAUCAUCUAGUAUUAUCCAGGAUAACAAUAUAGAUGCUGAUGCACGACGAUAUGCCAGCCUUCAGACUCUUUCUGCUGCUAGAUUCGAUCUUGAUGGAGAAUUGUUGGGUAAAGAAAUUUCUGGUCGUGGGAAAGAAAAGCACAAAGGCAAGGAAAAGAAACGCAAGCGGGAAGAUCAUAAAGGACGCCAAGAUGAUCCAGAAUAUUUGGAGCGAAAACGAUUGAAGAAAGAGAAAAAACGCAAGGAAAAAGAAUUGGCAAAACUGCUGAGUGAUGAAACAAAGAGAUCCUCUAUAGACUUGACAAGCAAGAAAGAGGAACCUGAAGUUGACGUAGCAAGACAGCUGAAAUCUGUUGAACCCGGAGGAUAUGAUUCUAAAUUAGAAAUGAGAAGGGUUGAUACCAAACCCGAGGCAUCCGAAGGUACACCUGCUGCACCAAAAAUUCGAAUUAAAAUAAAAAAUCGAAUGCUCAGCAAGUCAUAGCAAAUAAAAUUUGUCCUUUUAUUUUGUAGAUGUUAGAAUGAAAAUCACAACGCCCUUCAUAUUUUCUUGGUUGUAUUUUUCUUUUCAUUAUCCGGCGUAGUAGAUCAUUUAGGUGCUUAGAAUUAUUAAUUCAAUGAGCUUUAUUUGUUGGUAGUUCUGUUUUCUGGUUUUAGAGAUAUAUGAUUGCAAUUUCAAUCAUACAAUAUUUGGAUUUUUAUCGACGGAUGGUAUCUGACUUUCUUUAGAGCCGCAUAAUGGUUCUGUAACUGGAACGUAUUUCGAAGAGAGAGAGGAGGAGGGGUGGGGGGGUGGUUUGUGAUAACGGUUGUAAAUUUGUAACUUUAGCUUCUGUUGUAAAUUUAUAAUUUUGUUGUAUUGUUCCCUGAAGUAUUGCUUGUAGUGUCAACCUUUUGUGGGUUUAAUAUUCUAUUGGGUUCCC
Gastrolobium bilobum is the source of this 4649-nucleotide messenger RNA. Its product is annotated as transcription initiation factor TFIID subunit 2. Lineage: Eukaryota; Viridiplantae; Streptophyta; Magnoliopsida; Fabales; Fabaceae. The coding region runs from base 50 to 4210 and encodes 1386 amino acids. The transcript has 25 exons. Gene Ontology annotation, biological process: transcription initiation at RNA polymerase II promoter. Gene Ontology annotation, molecular function: metallopeptidase activity; RNA polymerase II general transcription initiation factor activity; chromatin binding. The record is from RefSeq and is a predicted model, not a curated record. Gene Ontology annotation, cellular component: transcription factor TFIID complex.